This is a messenger RNA of Penaeus indicus, 2031 nucleotides long. RefSeq lists its product as uncharacterized. The transcript is spliced from 7 exons. NCBI's taxonomy places the organism in Eukaryota, Metazoa, Arthropoda, Malacostraca, Decapoda, Penaeidae. Gene Ontology annotation, molecular function: protein binding. Bases 268 to 1185 code for a protein of 305 amino acids. The record is from RefSeq and is a predicted model, not a curated record.
CGAGGGUUAUGUCGUCUAUAGUUGUUGUGAGUGCCAGCUGAGAGAGAGAGAGAGGAGGAGCCUCUUAAUAAUAUAAAGAAAAGAAAGAAGAAAGAAGAAAGAAGAGAGAAAAUAGAUCCAGGGGAUAUAGACUAGACAAUAGUUCUAAAACCCUAUAAAAGAAGAAAGAAGAAAGAAGAAGAAGAGGAGGAAGGGCCUCGAAGACGAACUAUGCCAGUGCCAAAGUGACGCCUUGAAAAAAGAAUUACUUGGUUUAGACAUGAAGAAAUGACCAAUAGAAGCUUGCUGGUUCUUCUCUAUUUUGUUCAAGGUCUUUUUGGUGUUUUGAACCAAGAACUACCGGAGGAAAAUGUUUUCUACGUGGAUGAACAUACCAACGCAACUUUUGAUUGCACUGGACAUAAUGAUAUGAUGAAGGCGGUUGAGUGGAUCUACAGGGAGUACAAGAAAAAUAUUAUAGUGCUGGAAAACGGUUCCUUGUUCUUCACCAAUAUUGUGAGAGAGAAUAGUGGACUGUAUGACUGUAUUUUAGAAGAAGAUGGAACCUCACUACAUAAGAUUAAAAUAGUUGUUGUAGGGGUUCCUCAGCCUCCCCAGAAUGUUUCUGUCCACGCCACUCAAGUGAUAGCAAUAGUAAAAUGGCACGUUCACCUGGACGAAGACUGGGAGAACUCACCUCAGGGUCCCAAAACCACGGUCCAUCUCCACUAUCGCCCAGUGUCCUCCCAGCACUGGUUGCAAGUUCCUCAUCACCUUAUGCCGCAGGGUCAAACUACUAUCUACAGAUUGAUACCCAACACCACAUAUGCGAUUGAGCUUUGGUCCAGCAAUAGAUAUGGCAAAAGUGAUAUUGUCCCAUUCUAUUUCGCCACAAUGCCAGACGUGGAUGAAACUGAACAGGAGAGCAUGUUGUUGCUGGAUGUGGAGGAGUUCAGCCCGGUGGUUUGGAUCAUAGCCGUUCUGGUGAUAGUGAUCGUGAUCCAUGUUCUCGUAGGCUUCCUGCUCUUUGCCUACUGGCGUCAGCGGCGUAUCGGAAAGUCAGAUGGGGAUGACUGUGAAGUAAUCGAGCUGGUGCCACAUAUCAUAGAGAACCCAGCCUACCAGUUCUCGCGGCACUUUGAUCCCAUGCAAGAAAGUUUCCUCUCGCCCUCUGUGAGCUCCCAUAGUGCUGUAGCACUGGUGUAGGGAAGAGUAUCUCUGAAGAACUACUGUAUGUAAAUCUUUUCCAGGUUUUCAUCAGUAGAAAUAAGGUGAAGAUUUUGUCAUGUAGAUGUGUUUCCUGAUUCAGGGAGAAAGUUAUGGAAGUUCUUUUGCACAGCUGUCCCCGUGAUAGGGCUUCCAAACAAUGCAGUUUUGAAUCUAAAGCAUUGCACUCAGCAGCCAAAAACACAAAUAACCUGUAAAUGAUACACUAAGAGACAAAGGUUUGUGUGUUUCAUAAAGGAUUCAUAAAAGCAUUUCAUCUGUGUGAUGUAUAAUGUAAUUUAUGCAGUUAUUAGAUGCCAAAUUACUAAAGUAGAGAAUGCUAAAUCACAAAGCUUGUAUCCCAUUUAAGAUAUGCCCCAUUGUAGAGCAUAAACACAAUUUUGGAAUAUUUGUGAAUGCUGCUAGUGUAUGUAAACGUAAGAUUUAUGCUUGUUUGGUCAUGGGAGUAGUUACAUGAGAAAAAAGUAUGACUUAAUUUAUAUUACAGUAUGAGUUUUAUAUGGUAAAAUUUUGUAUAUUUUCAUAAGGAUCAUGUAGUGUUAAGUUCCCAUCAUGUCAGCUGGAAUCUCAAAUCACCAGAGCUGUGUUUUUCCCAGGUCAUUGGAGCUGUGUCAGUCCAGGUCACUAGAACUGCUUCAGCCUGGGUCACAAGCUGUGUCAGUUUAGAUUACUAGAGCUCCAUUAUCCCAUGUCACAGGAGCUACCUAGUCCAAAUGCACAGUUGUUUUCUGACCUAGGUCACUGCAGUUCGGUAUCUUAGAAUGGUAGGUUACUUGCAAUGCCUAGUGUCUCUACACUAGCUUACUCCCAGUUCUCAUGCACAUG